Closterium sp. NIES-65 is the source of this 2850-nucleotide messenger RNA. The record is from the annotation of a GenBank genome assembly. Lineage: Eukaryota; Viridiplantae; Streptophyta; Zygnematophyceae; Desmidiales; Closteriaceae.
AUGCACGUUGCGGUUUCUGCUCGUUUGCGCGUGGUUUCACGUACCCUCCCCACAGAUCGCUUGCGAUCUGCUUUGAGAACAGGAGUAGAUAGUAGACGCGUAGCGCUUCUGAGAAGUCGCUCUGGGAGUUUGACCGUUGCGAGGCGAGAGACAGGGCUUGGCUGUCACCGUUUGCUCUCAGCCGGAUCGUUUCGUAUCUGCGGCGUGCCUGUCGCAUCCGCGCCGACUCGGCUCAGCUCGCGACUCGAAUCGUCGUCAACGGUCGCACGGGCCAUGGCGACAGGCGCGGAGGGCGGCGGUCUGAUCGACCGCGCGGCGACGGUGGAGGAGGAGGAGUUGCUCGAGUCGUUUUCGCUCAUCGCCAGCAUUGACAAGGCCUGGUGCCGCGUGUCGCCCGUCGGCCAAAAUGCAGGACCCAAGGGCAAGGGUGCUCCAGGCAAGGCGAGUCUAGACGUGACGGUGCAGAUGAGUCAGAAGAACCUGCCAGCGAACGCCAUGCGCAAAUACCUCUCCACCGUGCACGUGCCCGACCCCCAAGGCGACCUCUCCUCCUUCCACUGGUCGCCCUUCCCCACCGAGCUCACCGGUGUCACCCUCAUUGCCCCCUCCCCCUCGGGGGGAAGGCUGCUGGUGGUGCGCAAUGGGGAGCCGGGCGUGGGGGGGAAGGAGGCCGGAGCGGUGAAGCUCGAGGUGUGGGGCGCGGGGCGGCUUCUGAGGGAGGUGCAUGUGCCGGCUACUGUUCAUGGGGGGGUGUAUGCCGAUGGAUGGUUUGAGGGUGUGUCAUGGAAUGAGGACGAAACCUGUGUUGCCUACGUGGCAGAAGAGCCUGCCCCACCCAAGCCUGUCUUCGGCCAGCCUCGGCAGCCUGCUGCCACGUCAGCCGCCCAGCACCCCCCUGCCGCACCUGCCGGCCCGGCUCGGGGCAGGUUCGGAGCUGCAGCUGCAGCGGCGCCAGCUCCGGUGGGAGGUGCGGGGAAGGGGAAGAACGGGGCAGCGGAGGCAGGGACGUGGAAGGGCAAGGGGGAGUGGAUGGAGGACUGGGGUGAGAGAUACGCGGGGAAGCCUCGGCCUCUGCUGUUUGUUCUCAACACUGUCAGUGGUACAGUGCAGGCAGUGGAGGGCAUCCCAGGGGACAUCAGUGCGGGGCAGGUGGUGUGGGCGCCAGCAGUGGAGGGGCAGCAGCACACGCUGCUCUUUGUUGGCUGGUCCGCCUUCCCUUCCAACUUCAACACGGCCCGCCGCCUUGGCAUUGUCUAUUGCGCCAACCGCCCCUGCCACCUGUUUGCUGCUCAAGCGCCCUCCCAAGACCCUGCUGGGAAGAAGCCAGGCAGUGGCAGCAGCAUUGUGAAGCUCACUGCCGGAAUCAGCAGCGCCUUCUCACCCCGCUUCAGCCCUGACGGCUCUCUGCUGGUCUUCCUCUCCUCGCACGCAGCAGUGGACAGCGGCACUCACGGCGCCACCAACUCGCUGCACUCGCUGCUCUGGCCCAAGGAGGGCAUCUCCUUCCCCCACGCCCCUCCUGCCGACCCUGAAGAAGACACCCGAUCUGGGCCGUCUGACGUCCCCGCUAUAGACAUCCCCAUCAACAGCAUAAUCAGUGUGGUGGCGAGGGCGGAGGAGCAGGGGGGCUUCCCAGGGCUGUACGCUGCUGGAGCGAUAGCCAACCCGUGGCUGGCGGAUGGGCGCACGCUGCUGCUCACCACGGCUUGGAGGAGCACACAAGCGAUCAUCUCCGUGCAUGUGGAGAGUGGCCGAGUGUCCCGGCUGACCCCUGAGGGCCCCAUCUCGUGGGUGCUGCUGGAUGUGCGGAACAAUGUGGUGGUGGCGGGCGCCAGCACCCCAGCGUGCCCCACAAAGCUCAUGCUGGGGCGGGUGAAUGCAGGGUGGCUCAAGCAGGAGGGGUGGUUGUGGUCCGAGAUCUCCCCUCCGCAUGUCGAGUAUGCCGAUGCGGUGGAGAAUGCACUCAAGUCAACAGAGUUUGAGGUCAUCCCCAUUGUACCGUCUGUCUCCAAGACUCAGGGUCUCACUGAAGGCGCCAAGCAGCCGUUUGAAGCCAUUUUCGUGAGAAGACAGCCCGAAGCCGCUGCUGCUCCCCCACCGGCUGGGAGCAAAGUAGCACCUGCCCAAGCUGCUCCUGCUGCGCUGCCCCCGCUGCUGGUGGUGCCGCAUGGGGGCCCCCACGGCGUCAGCACGACCAACUUCGUGAUGCCCUAUGCGUACCUGUGCGCCCUGGGCUACGCUGUUCUUCAUGUUAACUACAGGGGCUCACUUGGGUUUGGAGAGGAGGCGCUGCAGUCCCUUCCGAAACACAUUGGGCGGCAGGACGUGGCUGACGUGUUGGAGGCAAUCGAUCGGGUGGUGGAGCUGGGAUACGUGGACGCUGCCCGCAUGGCUGUGAUUGGUGGAUCGCACGGUGGCUUCCUUGCCGGGCACCUUAUCGGGCAGGAGCCCGAUCGUUUCCGCACGGCCGUGCUCCGUAACCCGGUUACCAACCUCGCCAGCAUGGUCGGCACCACCGACAUCCCUGAUUGGUGCUUCGUGGAGGCCUUCGGCCAGCCUGGCAUGGCCGCCUUCUCUGAUUCGCCCACUGCCGCUGAGCUCCAGACCUUCCUGAAAGCCUCUCCCAUCACCUAUGCAUCGAAGGUGAAGGUGCCGACUCUGUUCGUCCUAGGAGGGAAGGAUCUGCGCGUGCCCUCUUCAAACGGGCUGCAGCUGGUGCAUGCGCUGCGGGCGCAAGGGCUGGAAGCUAGAGUGCUCAUGAUGCCCGAAGAUGUUCACGCCAUUGAUAAGCCCCAGAGUGAGUUUGAGCAAUGGAUCACCGUGGCUUCCUGGCUCAAGCAGCACCUCUGA